AUGCCAACUGAGACAGCUCAAAAUGAUUCAAAGUGCCAGAGUUUCACUUACAACCCAAAUGUUAUCCCAGCCCUCUACUAUCUGAUGUUCCCUUUAGCCUUGUUGCUGAAUGGUGUAGCAGCCUGGGUGUCCCUACACCUUAAGUCCACCACCACCUUUGUGGUGUAUUUGAAAAAUCUGAUUGCUGCUGACACUUUAAUAACCUUGAUCGUCCCAUUCAAAAUUGCAUCUGACUUUUUGGUCAUUGUGGUUUGCUACAUCUGCAUCACAAACAAAGUCAUCGAGUCAUUUCGAAACUCCGGCAGCAAUAACAACCAUGGAAAGCAGAAAAUCAAACUACGCGUUUUUCUUGUUAUUAUUGUCUUUUUUGUGGCGUUUGGACCAUAUCACAUAGUCAGGAUCCCAUACACGUUUCAGCAAGUCAACUAUGCCAGUAAUUCCUGCUUGUUUGAACUGAGCAAGUUUGCCAAAGAUGCCAGCCUUUGGCUUGCCACCACAAACACGUGCAUAGAUCCACUUCUCUAUGUCUUUCUGUGCAGAGAGUUCAAAGACAAACUGGUAUCUUUGAUGGGAGGUGUUGCCAUCUCACUUAAAUUGGCUUCAGCACCAGACAAACCAGACACCACUUUGCAACAGACUAAAUUCUGA
This is a messenger RNA of Pundamilia nyererei, 648 nucleotides long. NCBI's taxonomy places the organism in Eukaryota, Metazoa, Chordata, Actinopteri, Cichliformes, Cichlidae. The record is from RefSeq and is a predicted model, not a curated record.